Elephantulus edwardii (Cape elephant shrew) is the source of this 1470-nucleotide messenger RNA. RefSeq names its product coiled-coil domain containing 8 (gene CCDC8). Bases 1 to 1470 code for a protein of 489 amino acids. The record is from RefSeq and is a predicted model, not a curated record. NCBI's taxonomy places the organism in Eukaryota, Metazoa, Chordata, Mammalia, Macroscelidea, Macroscelididae. Gene Ontology annotation, biological process: microtubule cytoskeleton organization; regulation of mitotic nuclear division. The transcript has a single exon. Gene Ontology annotation, cellular component: 3M complex.
AUGCUGCAGAUUGGGGAGGACGUCGAUUAUCUGCUGAUCCCCCGCGAGGUCCGCCUGGCCGGGGGCGUCUGGAGGGUCAUCUCCAAGCCGGCCACCAAGGAGGCGGAAUUUCGCGAGCGGCUGACCCAGUUCCUGGAGGAAGAGGGCCGCACCCUGGAGGACGUGGCCCGCAUCAUCGAGAAGAGCACCCCGCAUCCGCCCCAGCCCCGCAAAAAACCCCAAGCGCCCCAGGUGCGCAGGAGAGUGCAGCAGAUGGUGCCGCCUCCACCCCGCCUGGUCGUGGGCACGUACGACAGCAGCAACGCCAGUGACAGCGAGUUGAGUGACUUUGAGACCUCCAGGGACAGAGGCGAGCGAGGCCCGGGCCCGGCCCGGCGGGUUCGCAGGAUGCCCGUCAGCUACCUGGGCAGCAAGUUCCUGGGCAGCGACGUGGAGAGCGAGGACGACGAGGACCUGGUGGAGGCGUUCCUGCGGCGGCGCGAGCGCCAGCCCAGCGCGGCCCCUGCCCGCCGCCGGGGGGCGCUGCCGGUGGAGGACCGCCCGCCGCCGCCCUCCAAGGCCGACAGGUGGCGCGAGUGCGCCGGCCAGGUGUCCUGGGCGCAGCUGAAGCGCCGGGUGAGGAGCUGGGCGCCGCGGUCCUUCCCCGGGGCGGGGGAGGCGCGGUCGACCGAGUCCCGGGCAGAGAGUGACAGGCCUGCCGGGCAGGACCGCGACGUGGACAACACGGGAGAGGGGCAAGAAGCGGGGGGCCCCGCCCGAAGAUGGAAGCCCAAGAUCAGCUGGGGCUCCAUGAGGCUUCGCAGGAGGGAGGAGGCACCAUCCAUAGCUCCGGACGCAGAGGUUCCUAGUUAUCAGGGGGCAGCAGACACAGGUGAUCAGGAGGCAGGGAUCCGAGGUGGCCAGGGAGUACGGGUUCCAGAUGACCAGGGGGCAGAUAUCCCAGGUGCUCAGGGGGCAGAGGUUCCAGGUACCCAGGUGACAGGAGUCACAGGUAAUCAGGGAGCAGGAGUCCCAGGUGACCUGGGAGCAGGGGACCCGGCUGCUCAGGUAGCAGAAGUUCCAGGUGACCAGGGGUCAGGAGUCCCCGGUGACCAGAGGGCAGAGGUCCCACGUGACCUGGGGGCAAGGGACCCGGCUGCUCAGGUAGCAGAAGUUCCAGGUGACCAGGGGACAGGAGUCCCAGGUGACCAGGGGGCAGAGGGUUCCGCUGCCCAGGGGGCAGAAGCCCCAGCUCUCCAGGUGGCCCCAGGGGCAGCCCCAGAAGCCAAGGCCCGGAAACAGGUCAAGACUGUCAGAUUCCAGACGCCCGGGCGGUUUGCGUGGUUCCGAAAGCGCAGGAGAGCCUUCUGGCGCAGCCCCCGGCUGCCCACCCUGCCCAAGAGGGUCCCCCGGGCAGGCGAGGCCAGGAACCUCCGGGUGCUGAGGGCCGAGGCCAGCGUGGAGGAGGGAGAGCAGGAGGGCCAGCUGUGA